GGCGAGGAUCAAAAAGAUUAUGAAGUCCGACUCGAACGUGCAAAAGGUCACUGCGGAAGCUCCCAUCCUAAUAUCGAAGGCCUGUGAGAUGCUCAUUCUUGAUCUCACAAUGCGAUCUUGGCUUCAUACCGUGGAGGGCAAACGCGAAACGCUCAAGAGAUCGGAUAUCUCGGCCGCAGUGACUCGUGAUUUGAAAUUUACCUUCCUUGGCGACGUUGUCCCAAGAGACCCGUCCGUCGUUACCGCUUAUCCCGUGCCCAUGCCACAUCCUGAGGGUGAAGUACUUCCGCCGGGAAUGGUGAUAGGACAUCCGGUGUUUGGUUGUAAUGGUACGUACGUGCCACCGCCGCAGAUGCAGGAGUGCCCGGCGGUGCCUAAUGACGGAGAGGAGGCAGCUGGGGAAAUUGGAGGAAGCAGCGGCGGGAAUUGAAAAGUUUUUGUUGUAAUGUUUUUGUGAGAAUUUGUAUCUCUAUCGACUCAUGUUGUUGUUGUUGUGAUGUUUUGUUUUCGUUUAUGUCAUGUGUUUUGUUGUUGUUGAUGUUAUGUUUAGUCUUUCAUGUGUUUAUUGAUGAAAUAAAUGUAUGGAAGACAA
Messenger RNA from Arabidopsis arenosa, 592 nucleotides. The record is from the annotation of a GenBank genome assembly. Lineage: Eukaryota; Viridiplantae; Streptophyta; Magnoliopsida; Brassicales; Brassicaceae.